Messenger RNA from Trametes versicolor FP-101664 SS1, 1977 nucleotides. RefSeq lists its product as uncharacterized. The record is from RefSeq and is a predicted model, not a curated record. The coding region runs from base 1 to 1977 and encodes 658 amino acids. Gene Ontology annotation, cellular component: mitochondrion. NCBI's taxonomy places the organism in Eukaryota, Fungi, Basidiomycota, Agaricomycetes, Polyporales, Polyporaceae. The transcript has 5 exons.
AUGCAGCCCCCGCCAGCUCCUGCUCAGAAACCGCAUCUCGUCUGGGAUUGGGACAUAGAGCAUGCCGAUAGGCAGGCCGAGCGAAAGGCCGACGCCGCCGUCCACGGCGCGAUCCCGUUCGAGGUCGACAGGAAGCUCCUCAAAGACAUCGUCAAGGAGCGUAUGGGCGCGGAUGUCGCGCGUAUCAAGUAUCUCGGUGCAGGCACAUUCCACAAGGGAUACUUGGUUACAUUGGUCGAUGCGCGCGAAGUCGUCGCACGAGUUGCACGCCGCUUCAUGCCACGGUUAAAGACCGAGUCUGAAGUGGCCACAAUGCGCUAUCUCCGCGAACAUACAGAUGUACCAGUACCAGAGGUCUACCAGUACGACGCUAACCCCUACAACCGAUUAGGGGGCGAGUACAUUCUCAUGUCGAAGGCACCGGGCAUACCGUUGUCGAAAGUGUUCCACUCCAUGCCGCAUUCUACGAUGGUUGCGCUGUUAGAGAACGUCUCGAUGAUGAUUCUUCCGCUCUUCGCACACCGGUUUCCUAUGAUCGGUUCAUUAUACGACGGACCAGACCCACACGUUGCUUCGAACAUCACGUCUUCGCUACCCACGCCCACGCCAUCCUCCUAUACCCGUCUUACCAAUAUCUCCGACGCCGUGUCGAAGCUCGAAUCGCAACAAGAUUCGUCGAAGGAGUUCCAUGUUGGUCCGAUCGUCUCUUGGCCGUUCUUCGGCUCGAACAGGGGCGACCUCUUGCACCCGGACGAACUCAACCGCGGACCCUGGCCGACGACACGCGAAUAUCUGCUUUCGUGCGCCGAGCGUGAAGUACGGGGUGUUAUUCUAGAGAAUGAAGGCAAAGCCGCGCCGCACAAACUCCAUCUCGACCCCGACGAGAUCCUGAGCUCGCGCCACCACAAGGUGACGGCGCUUUCCGACGAUCAAAGCGACACCUCGGACGAGUGGGACUGGGAGGAGAGCGAGGCCGAAUGGGAUGGCCCGGGCGACACGAUGUACCAGGAUUAUCGUCGCAUGCAGCGCACUACUUUCCUUGUCGCGCACCUCAAGGAGCGCGAGCAACGCGUACAGGCCGAGAUGACGCGCUUCCUGAGCAUGAUGGAGCGCCUGGGCGCGGUGAACCACGACGAGGGCGACGGCGGCGGAGGCGGAGGCGCACCAGAGGGGUUCACGCUCGACUGCCAUGACCUGAACCUCGAGAACGUCUUCGUUGACGAGGACGAUAACUCGAAGAUCACGUGCAUCAUAGAUUGGGAGUCUACUACCACCCGCCCGCUCUGGGCAUGUGCACACGUCCCGGCGUUCCUUCAGUCCUCCCCCUUCACCGCGAAGCUUUUCCGCGCAACAGUCGAGCGCAUCGCGCGCACUCCGCGGACGGUCACUGUUCUCGGCAAGUCCAUGGAUGUCGCUGCGAUUGCAACCGAGUGGUUGCACCACGAGGCGUCGGGCACGCGCCUGCGGCUCGCGCACCGCUGCAUCGAGUGGGACGGCUGGGAGGAGGGGCUCGUCGAGAGCAUCCUCGGGCCGGAGGACCAGGAGGAAGACUGGUUCAAGACGUGGGACGAGGCUGACGCCGGCGAGGCGCCGCACUCCCCCGCGGAGGAGGGCGACCUCCCCGGCGACGCCGACGAUGAGCGACCCGCACCGCCCCCGUCGGACUCCCCGCUCGUGUCUGGAUCGCCGACUCUGACGGCGUCGACGAGCGAAGGCGAGGACGGGCUGAAGCAGCGCAAGGCGAGCGGGGGCGCGGCGAUGCUCGCGGCGCCGAAGAUCGUCGUCGCGGCCGAGAAGGCGCGCGAGAAGCUACUGAACGCCACGGGCGACUUCUGUGGCGGGCGCGGCGGCGAGCUCGGGCGGCGCCUCGAGGCGUGGCUGUACGUCAACGGCGACGAGGACGGGCGGGUCGACAUCGGCCGACGGUGGGAGGGCGACGAGGGCGAGGGCGAGGCUGCCCACCAGGAGGUGUCGUAG